AUGGCGUCCUACUGCGCCUACGACUCCCCGACUCCUGAGUACUACACGGAUGCGGCGACCUGCACCCGCCAGGAUUCGUUCUUCGGCGGCAAGGCCGUCCUUCCUGAGGGCGCGGGUUACGGCAUCGUGAUCGGCUUCGGCGUGUUCUUCUCCCUCGCCACCGGCAUCAUCAUGAAGCUUAACCAGCGCUACGGUGGUCUCAACCUCUCCUCCGAAUUCUUCAACACCGCCGGCCGCAACGUUAAGACCGGUCUGACGGCCUCCGUCAUCGUCUCCCAGUGGACCUGGGCGGCGACCCUCCUCCAGUCCUCCAACGUCGCCUACCAGUAUGGCGUCUCUGGUCCUUUCUGGUACGCCUCCGGCGCGACCAUUCAGGUCCUGCUUUUCGGUAUGCUCGCGAUCCAGGUCAAGCGCUACGCGCCGAAUGCCCACACCAUCUGCGAGAUCAUCGAUGCUCGUUGGGGCCCCAGCGUGCAGAAGGUGUUCAUCUUCUUCUGCUUCAUGACCAACAUCAUCGUCUCUUCCAUGCUUGUCCUCGGUGGUGCCGCCACCGUGAACGCGCUCACUGGUAUGAGCACGACUGCCGCUGGUUUCCUGAUCCCUCUCGGUGUCAUCGCGUACACCAUGACUGGUGGCCUCAAGGCGACCUUCCUGGCCUCCUACAUCCACACCGCGAUCAUCUUCUCCAUCCUCAUCACCUUCAUCUACAUCGUCUAUGCCGGUGAUGACAGCAAGGGUCUCGGCUCCCCCGACAACGUCUACAAGCUGCUCAACUCCCUUACUGCUCAGACCAAGGAGGUUUGCGCUGAUCGUAUCAGCAAGAAGCAGAACUGCGGCUACGUCCCCAAGAACGAGGAGGGCUCCUACCUCACCAUGCUCUCCGAGGGUGGUAUGAUCUUCGGCAUCAUCAACAUCGUGGGUAACUUCGGUACCGUCUUCGUUGACCAGUCCUACUGGCAGUCCGCCAUCGCGGCCAAGCCCAGCUCCUCCACCAAGGGUUACCUCCUCGGCGGUCUUGUCUGGUUCACCAUCCCCUUCGCUCUCGCUACCUCCAUGGGUCUCGCCACCGUUGCUCUUGAUCUGCCGGUGACCUCGACCGAGGCUGGCAUGGGUCUCGUCCCCCCCGCCGUUGCCUCUCACCUUCUCGGCAAGGGUGGUGCUGCCGCCAUCACCAUCAUGCUUUUCAUGGCCAUCGUGUCCACCGGUUCCGCUGAGCAGAUCGCCGUGUCCUCUCUCAUCUCCUACGACGUGUACCGCAAGUACAUCAACGUUCACGCCACCGGCGAGGACAUCCUCCGCGUCUCCCGCUACGGUGUUGUCUUCUUCGGUGUCUUCAUGGGUCUUCUGUCCCUCAUCCUUGAUGAGAUCGGACUGUCCCUCGGCUUCGUUUACCUCAUGAUGGGUAUCUUCAUCGGUUCCGCCGUCAUGCCGAUCUCCUUCGUGCUGACUUGGGACAAGGCGAACGGUGCCGGUGCCGUCGCUGGUGCCUUCACCGGUCUCAUCCUCGGUCUCAUCACCUGGAUCGCCACUGCCUCCGGCCUUGAGGGCAAGGUCACCGUUGACACUCUCGGCAUGAACUACCCCAUGCUCGCCGGUAACGUCGUGGCCAUCUGCUCCUCCGGUAUCGUCCACGCUACCAUGUCUUUCAUGAACCCCCAGAACUUCGACUUCAGCACUCUUAACGAGCGCAUCCAGCUCAUCGACGACACUCUUCCCAAGUUCGAGGAGGACGAGGAGUCCAACCCCAAGCAGCUCGAGGAAUCUCUCAAGUGGAUCCAGAAGUGGGGCUGGGGCUUCACCUUCAUCAUGAUCAUUGUCUGGCCCUGCCUCUCUCUCCUCGCGGGCUGCGGCACUCCCACCGGCUGCGGUGUCUUCAACAAGGGCUACUUCAACCUCUGGGUCGCCAUCGCCCUCACCUGGGGUACCGUUGCUACCGCCGUCAUCAUCAUCCUGCCCGUGUACGAAUCUUGGGCUGAGAUCUCUACCACGCUCCAGGGCAUGUUCACCAACGAUGACGUGCACAUGCGCAUGGACAUCAUCGAUUCCAAGCUUGACUCCCUCCUCAAGGCGGGCAACCUUGGUGAGAGCGGCAACAAGCUUUCCAAGACUGACGCCUACCGCGCCAAGCUUCUUGCUGGUAAGCUUUAAAUGAGCGCUGUUUCAAUACCGCGUGAUUUCAUCGCUUGACAAGACGAGAUAUUUCCGUCGCUGUCUUACAAUAACGUGUCCUCCAUAACAUGAUGCGCAACGAGUUGGUAUGCGCACGCGCAUGUAACACCUGUGCUGUGCCUUUGAAGCUAGAUCAACCUGUUGACGAGGUUUUUAAUAAGAAUGAAACGCCAUUCCUUUA
This is a messenger RNA of Micromonas commoda, 2350 nucleotides long. Its product is annotated as Solute:Sodium symporter family. NCBI's taxonomy places the organism in Eukaryota, Viridiplantae, Chlorophyta, Mamiellophyceae, Mamiellales, Mamiellaceae. Gene Ontology annotation, biological process: urea transmembrane transport. The coding region runs from base 1 to 2148 and encodes 715 amino acids. The record is from RefSeq and is a predicted model, not a curated record. Gene Ontology annotation, molecular function: urea transmembrane transporter activity. Gene Ontology annotation, cellular component: plasma membrane. The transcript has a single exon.